AUGGCACAAUGCCUUUACUUUGUACCAAGUCAAGUGGAACCAAAUAUUGUUGAGGAUCCAGAAGUUGGUGUAAUGGAAGGAUGUGUUGAAGAUUCAUAUGAUGCUAAGCAAAUUCUGUUGAAGUCAAUGAUUGCUGAAGUUGGUGAAGAAAUCAUUCAAGAAGUAUGGAAGAUUACCGAUAUGCGACCUGAAAACAAAAAGCAUAUAUAUUUCGUGGUGAUAAUCGAUUCCAUUUCUUACCUUUGUUCUUGCAUGUCUAAUAUAUCCCGCUGCAUUAUAUUUCGCCACUACUUUCGAAUAAUGAUGACUUCACAAGUUGCAGGAUUUCAAAUCCAAAUGAUACCUUCGAGGUGGUAUAUCGAUAAUCAGAAAGAUAAGGACGCAGCAGCAGAAACUUGUUGUUUUGUAAACACAGAAGCUGCUCAAAAUUUUUCGGGUGUAGUAUUCACUCCAAAUCCUUCUACUGUUCCUACAACCGUUACUAAUGCUUUACGUUGUGCGGCAAAGAAAAAGGUCAAAUAUGGAGAAGUAUGGGGACUUGCGCGACAGGCAGCUCAACUUUCUGUUGAACUUGACAGUCAUAAUGAAAUGAUAAUGUUAUUGAAUAAAGUUAAUUUACAUAAAAAUAUUAUUCAAUUUUUUGGUAUUACUAAAUGGACUAAAAAUAACGAAGAUAAUAUAAAUUCAGAUUAUUUGCUUAUUCUUGAAUAUGCAGAUAGCGAUACAUUGAGAAAUUAUUUAAAAAAAAAUUUUAAUGGAUUAGAUUGGGAUAUUAAAUUACAAUUCGCCGUUCAAAUUGCUAGUGCAGUCACCUUUAUGCACAAGAAAGAUAUUAUUCAUCGUGAUUUACAUUCUAAAAAUAUAUUAAUUCAUCAAAAUAUGAUUAAAAUAGCUGACUUUGGACUUUCACGUAGAAUAGCAGAAGUAUCAAAUAAGAAAAAUGUUAUCGGAAUGCUUCCUUAUAUUGAUCCACAACUUUUAAAUAAUAAAACAGAUGAUGAUAAAAAAUAUAAAGCAAACAAGAAAUCGGAUGUAUAUAGUGUUGGUGUACUCCUAUGGGAGAUAUCAUCUGGACUAAUACCAUUCGAGUCUUACGAUACUUUUCAUCAACAACCAAAAUUAAUGGUGGAAAUUUUAAGUGGAAAAAGAGAGACGCCAGUCGCUGGUACGCCAAUCGAUUAUUUAAAUAUUUAUAAAAAAUGUUGGGAAGAUAAUCCGGAUGAUAGACCAAAUAUUCAGCAAGUACUAUCUGAUCUAAAAUUAAUCAAUAUGAAUACAAAUGAAAUGGAAAUUUGUGAGAAUACAUUUGAAAAUGAUAUAACACAUAGUAGUAAUAGCGUUGAUAAUAAUAGUGAUUUGAGUAUACAUUAUUCAUUACAAAUUUAA
Rhizophagus irregularis DAOM 181602=DAOM 197198 is the source of this 1386-nucleotide messenger RNA. RefSeq lists its product as uncharacterized. Gene Ontology annotation, biological process: protein phosphorylation; signal transduction. Gene Ontology annotation, molecular function: ATP binding; protein kinase activity. The record is from RefSeq and is a predicted model, not a curated record. Lineage: Eukaryota; Fungi; Glomeromycota; Glomeromycetes; Glomerales; Glomeraceae. Gene Ontology annotation, cellular component: cytoplasm.